Messenger RNA from Monodelphis domestica (gray short-tailed opossum), 2129 nucleotides. RefSeq names its product serpin family B member 2 (gene SERPINB2). NCBI's taxonomy places the organism in Eukaryota, Metazoa, Chordata, Mammalia, Didelphimorphia, Didelphidae. The record is from RefSeq and is a predicted model, not a curated record. Gene Ontology annotation, molecular function: serine-type endopeptidase inhibitor activity. Gene Ontology annotation, biological process: negative regulation of endopeptidase activity.
UUUGGGAGUGGCAAGAGCUGUAUAAAACCAGUCAGUCAUCCCAGCAAGUAAACUGAAGUAAGCCUGAGAGAAACUUAGCUGUCAAGCCAAUAGUUCCUCAGUCUCAAAGACUCCAUCAGUUCUUUCUCUGGAGGUGGAUGGUAUUUUUCAUCAUGAGUCCUUGGGAAUUGUCUUGGAUCAUUGUAUUGCUGAGAAUAUCUAAGUCAUUCACAGUUGUUCAUCGUACAGUAUUGCUGUUACUGUGUACAAUGUUCUCCCGGUUCUGCUCACUUCACUCUGCAUCAGUUCAUGUUGAAACAAUGGAGGACGUGCAGGCAGCAAACAUGGAAUUUGCCCUCAACUUUUUCAAGCAUAUGAAUCAAAUAGAUAAUAACCAGAAUAUCUUCUUUAGCCCUUGGAGCAUCUCCUCUACCCUGACCAUGAUAUCUAUGGGUGCUCGGGGUAAAACAGCAGAGCAGAUGGCAGAGGUACUUCAGUUUAAUAAGACUGGAGGAGAUGAGGUUGAUAACCCUCUGAGAACAAAUAAUUAUACGGACUGUGGGAUGAUGCAGCAAAUCCAGAAGAAUCACUAUCCUCGUGCCAUUCAGAAGGCACAAGCUGGAAGCAAAAUCUUCUCCUCCUUCAAGGAUCUCAGUACUGCUAUCAACCUACCUUCAGAAGAUUAUCUUCUUGAAAGUGCCAAUAAGCUGUUUGGAGAGAAGUCCUCAAGAUUCAAGGAAGAAUACCUGAGGCUUUGCAAGGAAUAUUUCUCUGCAGAACCACAAUCUGUUAACUUUCAAGGAGAUGCGAAUGGCGCUAGAAAGGAGAUCAACAGCUGGGUUGAAACUCAGACAAAAGGUAAAAUUCCAGAGUUGUUACCAGAGGGAUCUGUGGAUGAUGAUACCAAGUUGGUCCUGGUUAAUGCUGUUUACUUCAAAGGAAAAUGGAAAACUCCAUUCCAGAAUAAAGCAAAGAGACCACAGCCUUUCCGAGUAACCUUGACUGAGCGUAAACCUGUACAGAUGAUGUACCUUCAAGCUAAGUUGCACCUUGGCUACAUAGAGGAGCUGAAGUCUCAGAUUGUGGAAAUUCCUUAUGCUGGUGAUAUCAGCAUGUUUGUUCUGCUUCCUGAUGAAAUUGCUGACUCUUCCACUGGGUUGGAAUUGCUAGAAAGAGAAAUAACCUAUGAAAAACUUACUGCAUGGAUCAAAAAAGCCACAAUGGAGAGUAAUGAUGUUCAUGUGUUCCUGCCCAAAUUCAAGAUGGAAAAGAAUUAUGAAUUCAAGUCCAUCCUGCAGAGCAUGGGGAUGAAUGAUGCCUUUAGCAAAAUUCAAGCCAAUUUUUCAGGAAUGUCAGAGAGUAAUGAUCUCUUUCUGUCUGAAGUGUUCCAUCAAGCUUCAGUAGAUGUCAAUGAAGAGGGCACUGAGGCAGCUGCUGGCACAGGGGGUGUCAUGACAGGGCGAACUGGUCAUAUUGGACUGCAAGUUGUGGCAGAUCAUCCUUUCCUUUUCUUUAUCAUACAUAAGAAAACCAAUACUAUCCUUUUCUUUGGCAGAUUCUGCUCCCCCUAAAAUGGAAAUAUUCUGUCUGCACAGGAUCUUAAACCAUGAGCAGCAAACCUCAAAGCUGUUAUCUAGCAGUGCAAAAGCCCAGAGGUUCUUCAUUGUGUUCCUGUUUCUCUGGGCAAGUUUUAUAGAUUACAAAUGAUUAACUGCUCUCAUCAUUUUAAUAGAAAUGGAAAGAAUGAUGUGCACAUUUGAAGUGAGAGGAACAUUGGUUUGACUGUUCCCUGUUUAUUUUGGAGUAUAGUUUUCAUUGUGUUAUUUAUUAUUUUAUAAUAUGGUAUUUUAUAAAUAUUAACAACUGUUUAUUGAAUAUAUAACUGAUGAAGCCACAAUCUGCCAAUAGGAAAAGUGACAUGCUAAUAAUGCAUUUAGACUUUGUGUCUUGCAGUUAAUGACUAGAAAAUGUCCUCUUUCACUACCUCCAGGGGGAAUUAGUACAAUUAAAAUGUUCAAAGAAAACAAUUUUGAAGGAAAUUUAAACUACAAUGUAUGUAAAUAUAUCUUAUGUAGAUUUUUAAUAUAAGCACAGAGUUGUGUGUAGAACUAAAAUGGCAAGACAAAUAAAAAUAAACAAUGACAAUAAAA